GCAUCGGUGAUUUCGAUGCCCGAAACCGGUUUCCUAGCGUUCGGGGCCCCGGCCGCUCCGUUUCGGUAUUUUACUUUCUACGACGCGACGCGCGGGGCCUUCCGUGCCCCUCCGUCUCUACUAUCCGUUCACCCCCUACGGGCCAGCGAGGAAAAAAAUAGGCCUCUCAAGAGCGGACCGCGGUUUUUCUCUCGGGCCGAUGGUGCGAUCCUCGAGAGCACCUCCGAGUUCCAUUACGCGCGCGGCGCUCAGCCAUGCCGAGAAUACGUUAGUUUGUUUGUUUUUACUAUCUGUCGCCGGAGACAUUGCGUCCUGCAAAAGGACCAUUCCGAGGAACAGUCCGGCGACAGCUGCGCGGAAGGCAGCAUCGUCCUUUCGAUCCUUGGUUUCGGACCCGUAGAGAACGGCGCGGCGCGGCGCGAUCAUCCUGACGGGCCCGGUCGUCGUUUGGCUCCGCGUUUCGCACAGGAAGAAGUAGUAUUAAAUAUGCCUGACGCUGAAGAAACGGUGGUGACUGCGAGCAACGCCGAGUGUCGAAUAGACAUUCAACCGGAAUCGUCGGACAGGAACGAAUCUGCACAACCUAAUGGUAAAAUGGCAACAGACUACGCAGCUCUUGUUGAAAGGUCAAGAAAUGCAUUCUUCAGUGGUAAAACAAGGCCAUUAGAAUGGAGAAUAAAACAAUUAAAGCAACUAGAACUUAUGUUAGAAGAAUGCAAGCCUGACAUAAUAUCUGCACUCGCAUCUGAUUUACGUAGGUGUAAAUUUGAGACUAUUGCUUUGGAAGUGCUCAUUUCACAAGGAGAAGUUAAAACAUUACUUAUGAAUAUCAAAGAAUGGGCAGCUAAAGAGAAGCCUGCAAAAGCAAUGAUCAAUAUGUUAGAUGGAGUUGAAAUUCGGAAAGAUCCAUACGGUCUAGUUCUUAUUAUGGGACCUUGGAAUUAUCCAUUUCAACUAUGCAUAAUCCCUCUAAUGGGUGCGAUUGCUGCUGGAAAUUGUGUAAUUGUUAAACCAUCAGAAGUAUCACCUGCUACAGCAGAAUUAUUUGCAAGAAUUAUUCCACAAUAUUUAGAUACAGAAUGUGUUCAAGUUGUACUAGGGGGUAUUAAUGAAACAACAGAAUUGCUCAAACAAAGAUUUGAUUAUAUAUUUUAUACAGGCUCUACUACAGUGGGGAGGAUCGUUCGAGAUGCAGCAAACAAGUACUUAACACCUGUAACAUUAGAACUUGGUGGCAAAAGCCCUGUGUAUGUAGAUAAUACAGUGGAUAUAAAUAUAGCUGCAAAAAGAAUAUUGUGGGGUAAAUGUAUUAAUGUGGGUCAAACCUGCAUUGCACCAGAUUAUGUACUUUGUACACCAGAAGUACAGACCAAAUUUUUGAAUGAGGCAAACAAAAUUAUAAAGGAAUGGUAUGGUGAGAAUCCCAAGGAAAGUCCAGAUUUAGCACGUAUAAUCAAUGAAAAUCAUUAUCAGCGACUUACAAAAUACCUAGAUGGAAAUAGUAAAAUAGCAUUAGGAGGACAAUGUGAUCCCGCAGAAAAAUAUAUCUCACCAACUAUACUUGUCGACGUUAAACCCACAGAUCCUGUCAUGCAAGAUGAAAUAUUUGGACCGAUAUUACCUAUUAUAAAUGUAAACAACGCGUACGAAGCCAUUAAAUUUAUAAACAGUCGCGAAACUCCACUCGUACUAUAUAUAUUUACCAAGGACAGGGGAGUUCAAGACUUAAUAGUUAAUCAAACUCAUAGUGGAAGCGUGGCAAUUAAUGAAACGAUAAUGCAAUUUUCUGUUGAUACUUUGCCAUUUGGUGGAGUUGGAUAUUCUGGCAUGGGAUGUUACCAUGGAAAGUAUACAUAUGAUACAUUUGUUCACAAAAAGGGUUGUCUCAUUAAGGAUUUCAACAAAUUAGCAGAAACCUUGGCAUCGUGUCGUUAUCCGCCGUACACCGACAAGAAACUGUCCUUCUUAGAAUCUUUGGUAGCAAAACGACCUUCCAUACCAGGAGUCAAAUAUAUUCCACAUCUUUUAGCAUUUGGCUUAGGAGUACUGGUCACUUUUGGUAUCUCAACCGCUUUAAAGGUAUAUAAAUCAAGGCGAAUUUAACUAACCUUAUAACGCUUAUUCAUAAUAGUAUGUAAAGUAUGAACUCUACAAAAUGUAAUGUCAUUUCCGCACAAA
Messenger RNA from Megalopta genalis, 2178 nucleotides. Lineage: Eukaryota; Metazoa; Arthropoda; Insecta; Hymenoptera; Halictidae. The record is from RefSeq and is a predicted model, not a curated record.